Molecule: messenger RNA, 1853 nt
Organism: Dothidotthia symphoricarpi CBS 119687
Lineage: Eukaryota; Fungi; Ascomycota; Dothideomycetes; Pleosporales; Dothidotthiaceae
Exons: 4
Coding region: 1-1428 (475 amino acids)
Biological process (GO): resolution of meiotic recombination intermediates
Molecular function (GO): single-stranded DNA binding; single-stranded DNA 3'-5' DNA exonuclease activity
Source: RefSeq, a predicted model, not a curated record
AUGCCAGCGUCCUCAAUCCAGUCGUUCUUCUCGUCCUCGCCGACCAAGAAUAGCGACGGCUUCACAGCAGAAGAAGUGCAGUCAGCGCUGCAACCAUCCGGACCCUCGCAAUCAACCACAUGGAUCCCCACACUCGACUACGAAGAAAUCAGCCUCGGCGACCUGCAGCCCGGCCCCGGCAACCGCACCCUCACAGGCCGCGUAGUAAACUUCUACGAGAUGGCGAAGCCCAGCAAGCGCCACAAAGCAGCCCAAGGCUACAUCAAGAUCAUGCUCGCGGACGACACGGGCGUGCUCACCGUGCGGCUGUGGUACGCGAAUACAGUGUAUAAGGUAAGGUUGGGCCAGCUCGUCUCGCUGUGGACGGUGCAUGUGUCGAAUAGCGCGGAGCACAAUUCGUUGGCGCCUAAUACUGCGCCGUUGUUUACGUCGAUUUUCCCGGAGGGGGAGAGGCAUUGCUGGUUCAUGACGCAUGAGAAUAGUGAUGAUGGGACGCAGUUUAGACGGCCGUUUGGUUGUGGGGAUUCGAAGACGUUGCCGGGGUUGAUGACACUUAGGAGCUUUGCUGAUGGGGGGUAUGAUGUCGAUGAUCCGAAGCUGAUGGUUUGUGUUAAGAGCAUUGGGGCGAAAAAGAGGUAUAUCAAUAGGAACUCGACUACCAGUGAACUGAUCUCGCUCGGCAUCUUCGACGACACGGCUGACGCCCAAUUGACACUCUACGCCCCCCUCUGCGACUCAGCCUCCACCUUCCAACCCUCCAAGACCGUCCUCCUCAUCUCCAACCCGGGAUGGCGCAUCGACAAAACCGCCAAGUUGACCCUGAACGGCAACUCACGUGUAGACAUCGACCCCGAGCUCGGCGAUGCGCGCCGUCUACGUGCCCUCGCGCAGCGUCUCACAAAGAAAGAACACGUCAACCCCCCAUUUCCAGACGUCGAUGUUAGUGACUACGAGACCGCGCCGGUCCGCGCUCUGUUCAGACUGGCGGAGGUGGACGACUUCGCACGGGCAAAUCCACGGGAAAGACUGGUAGGAUAUAUAUCCGUCAUCAUCACCGAGCUCAACAUUGUGGUGCCGUUCAAGCGGAACAUGCUCCUGUCCAACGAGUGCUGUGGGAUUCCGGUGUUUGCCAAUACACUGAAGGUGCAGUGCAAGCAGUGCGACAAGGAGAUUGACCUGCGCGUCAAUCCGCGAAUUCUCGGCCCUGUCAUUGACGAAACUGGCCAGAUUGCCAGCGGAAAACUCAUCUUGUCUGAUCAGGCGUGGACACAGCUCCUCGGUCGCACGCCGGAGCAACUCGUCGCGACUAGUGUUGAUGUGUUGCGGUAUCUGGAGCAGAGGCUUCUCCUGCUGCGGGUGACGAUGGGGUUUGCAGUCAAGUUGGAGGACGAAGUGGGCCGGCUGGGGGUGUGGUGCGUGAAGAAUUGAGGCUGUUAAACAUGCGAAAGUGAUCGACCACUCCUGCAGCGCGUUGAUUGGAUCAUACCCACUUCAACAUUUACAUGGCGGUGGGAUGGUAUGACGUCAACGGUGUUGUAAUGUGAGUUGUGUUAGUGGUUACUUCCAAGAUGAGAAAAGAGUGAGUGAAUGCGUCGAUUUCAAGAUUAGGUUCACAGUUUGUGUCUGGUGUGUCGUCAUAGCUGAAGGUGGUGUUUCAUGGCGGUGGCUGUAUGCUAUGCGAGUCGCGUCUCAGCUUCAGUGCUUACCAUCAGCGUCGAUUGGCGAGGAUAGGUACGGCUCAGGCUGGACGCCUUGGUGUCUUGGUGUUAGUUGUCCAGCUCUGAAGAUGGAAGGUGGUGGUUGAGUGCAGCAAAGGGCGAUGCAAAGGGCUAGACGAGCUGGAUAGUCGGUUC